Messenger RNA from Coprinopsis cinerea okayama7#130, 189 nucleotides. RefSeq lists its product as hypothetical. The coding region runs from base 1 to 189 and encodes 62 amino acids. The transcript is spliced from 3 exons. The record is from RefSeq and is a predicted model, not a curated record. NCBI's taxonomy places the organism in Eukaryota, Fungi, Basidiomycota, Agaricomycetes, Agaricales, Psathyrellaceae.
AUGCAAGUCCAACGUCGUCUCCUUUCCUUUGCGGUUUUCAUUGCACUCUGCGCAUUGCCUGAAGUCGCGGCUCAAGAGCCUCACACGGCGAUUCGUGUGCAUCACACCCUGGCCAAUGAAUGGCCAUACGUCGUUGACCAUACCGAGACCAUCGUCUGGACACCUGGUCCGACUGUCGCUUCGGGAUAG